GACCUUGGGAUGGGAGGACCAGGGGCUUCCUUCUUUUACCUCUCUCACUGCCUUAACGGCCCAGCUACGACACACAGCCGCUCCCUAACUCUUAAGGUACUCUCAGGUAACCCUUCGGAGGACCGGGAAGCUGGAAGGAAGGGGAAGAGACAAGAGGAAGAGGAAGAAGAGGAGGCGCCAUGACCCGAGACAGCAGACGACCCUCUCCCUCCAUCAUGUCCAGGCUACUCUGCCGGGCCGACGUAUUUUCAGCCCUAAAGUCCUUCUGCAGGAACUAUGGGACUCCAGGGACUCGUGGAAACUCUCAGUACUUGGAGAUCCGAGGGUCCCAGACGCUGCCACACUACCCGAGGAAGGUGAAGAUCGUUGAGGUGGGGCCACGGGACGGGCUGCAGAAUGAGAAGACUCUGGUGCCCACUGACAUUAAAAUCAAGUUUAUCAACAAGCUGGCGAGGGCGGGUCAUCGUGCGGUGGAGGUAACCAGCUUUGUGUCGCCCAAGUGGGUGCCUCAAAUGGCCGACCACACUGAGGUGCUGCGAGGGAUUCAGCGGCUGAGUGGGGUGUCCUAUCCUGUCCUGACGCCCAACCUAAAGGGGUUCGAGGCAGCGUACCAAGCUGGGUGUGAGGAGGUGGCCAUCUUCGGGGCUGCCUCGGAGACCUUCAGCCAGAAGAACAUCAACUGCAGCAUCGCCGAGUCUCUGCAGCGCUUUGAGGCCGUGAUGGAGGCGGCCAAGAGUGUCGGCGUGAAGGUCAGGGGCUACGUGUCCUGUGUGUGUGGCUGCCCAUACGAGGGACCCGUCGACCCCAAGGCUGUGGCUAAGGUCGCCCACACCAUGUACGAGAUGGGGUGUUAUGAGAUCUCACUCGGGGACACCAUAGGGGUGGGAACGCCCGGCAGCACCCGCACCAUGCUGGAGGAGGUGCUGAAGGUGCUGCCGCCGGAUGUGCUCGCGGUGCAUUGCCACGACACCUACGGCCAAGCGCUGCCUAACAUCCUCACCGCGAUACAGAUGGGCGUGAGUGUAGUGGACGCCUCGGUGGCCGGGCUCGGGGGGUGUCCCUACGCCCAGGGUGCCUCGGGGAACGUGGCGACGGAGGACGUGGUGUACAUGCUCAACGGCCUGCAGAUAGAGACGGGGGUGGACCUGGACAAGCUGAUUGAAGUGGGGAACUACAUCUGUAAAGUGCUGAACAGGCAGAACAUGAGCAAGGUGAGCUGUGCCAAGACCAAGUGCUGAAAACAGCCUCCACAGGGAGACUGUAGGUAGUACGCAUAGUCCAUAUAUUUUUUUAAAGAGUUGAGGCUAUAUGAAAAGUGCAGUGUGUGCUGGUCAGUUACCUAAUGUGAUUUUGCUGUUUUAAAGACAAGAAUAUUCUUCUAUCUGUCAUACAUAUAAGAAGUACAACAUGCAGUGAAAUGAGUUGAUGUGUCCACAGAAUCUCAUGUGUAACAAUUUCUUUUUUAAUCACUGUGGAUUAAAAAAUACUGUACUGAAAACGACCAUCAUAAGUCUGCAGAACAUCACAUGACCAAGGUUGUUAUAGUAUAUUACAAAGAUACUAAUUAAUAGUAUGAAGCCUUCAGAUUUGAAGUAGCUUUUAAUUAAGCUAUCCAGAUGAGGUAUUUUGUAAUAUGCAAUUAUUUAAGACACAUUCAAGUGUGUCACAAAUCAUUUAGGUUUUAAGGAACCCCAAGUUUCUCAUCCCACUGUGAGCACUGUAAGUAUUAGUAACAAUCUAUGUCACCGCCAUCGUCACAAGGUUAGUGGAUUGUUUUUGUUCAUCUGUGAUAUUUAUUCAGUAGGGCAUAACUCAUGGGUUAGAGAUCUAUUUAUAUGAUGUAAAGUGGAGUUAAAAGAAUAAAAUAUAACCACUUUUCCUGUUAUCAUAAAUGGCCACUUAAAAGAGUAUAGUAUUAUUAUAUAUGUACAUACUCAUUAGUUCACAGAAGCCAAGAGUUUCUGUCUAUUCCUGUCACAAAUACAGCAGAUUCUCCAGCAGUACUUUAGAACUAAUUCACCUCUACAGUAACUGCACACAACUUUCUGUAGUGUCAUGUAGGGGACUGUAGCCUUAGGGCCACUUUCACAGUCACUUUGUUUUGAUCGUUACUAAUGGCGGCAAUCAACGCUAUAGUUUUCCACGUGAAACUGGCCUAUGGGGUAGUGGCGGCUGCAGAGGAAGCGAGAGGUGUUGAGAGUGUAUGCCAAUUUGCGGUGCUAAGCUAACCCCGCAGCCACCACUACCCCAUCGGACAGUUUUACGUGGAAAUGCUAUAGCGUCGAUCGCCACCAUUUGUAAUGAUCAAAAC
Messenger RNA from Eriocheir sinensis (Chinese mitten crab), 2311 nucleotides. Its product is annotated as hydroxymethylglutaryl-CoA lyase, mitochondrial-like. The transcript is spliced from 7 exons. The record is from RefSeq and is a predicted model, not a curated record. Gene Ontology annotation, biological process: ketone body biosynthetic process; L-leucine catabolic process. Gene Ontology annotation, molecular function: hydroxymethylglutaryl-CoA lyase activity. Bases 180 to 1238 code for a protein of 352 amino acids. NCBI's taxonomy places the organism in Eukaryota, Metazoa, Arthropoda, Malacostraca, Decapoda, Varunidae.